This is a messenger RNA of Nomia melanderi (Alkali bee), 632 nucleotides long. RefSeq names its product translocase of outer membrane 20 (gene Tom20). The record is from RefSeq and is a predicted model, not a curated record. Gene Ontology annotation, cellular component: mitochondrial outer membrane translocase complex. Gene Ontology annotation, biological process: protein import into mitochondrial matrix; intracellular protein transport; protein targeting. NCBI's taxonomy places the organism in Eukaryota, Metazoa, Arthropoda, Insecta, Hymenoptera, Halictidae. Gene Ontology annotation, molecular function: transmembrane protein transporter activity.
CUUCUGCUACUCAGUUCUGUGCAUUUGAUAGCAGACGCAGCCUUUUCUAGGGUGGCCGAAGGUGCAAUGAGGAGUUUAUAAAUUUCGUCAUUAUAAGAUUUAAAUUUAUAUGUUAGAAUGACCAUGAUCUCAAAGACUGCAAUGGGUAUUGCCGUUGGCAUAGCUGGAAUAUUCGUUGGAUAUUGCUAUUAUUUCGAUCAGAAGCGUCGUAGUGAUCCAGAUUUCAAAAAGAAAUUGCGUGAACGGAGAAAGGCUAAAAAGCAGUCUCAGAGAGAAAGUCAGGAGUAUUCAAGAAUUCCUUACUUGAAAGAUCAAGAAGAUGUACAAAGAUUUUUCAUACACGAAGUUCAACUUGGAGAAGAAAAGCUUACGUACGGUGAUGUGGAUGGUGGAAUUGUACAUUUAGCAAAUGCUGUAUCAGUCUGUGGACAACCAACACAAUUAUUACAAGUUCUUCAAAAGACACUGCCACCACAAGUAUUUUCUCUUUUGUUACAACGAUUACCUGCAGUUGGUCAAGCACUUAGUCAGAAGUUAGUACCUCAAUCUGCAAUGGCUGAGGAAGAUGUUGAAUAAAACAAUAUAUAAAUUGCGUUGAGUAUUUCAAAAUAAAAUCUAACCAUUAGUAGAAA